AUGGGAACAAUCCUUAGUCAACAAGGGGAGGAUAACUGUCUGCACCCAAUUGCGUACAUAUCCAAGUUGUUUUCAGGAGCUGAGGCAAGUUACAAUACCUACAACAAGGAGUUGCUGGCCAUCAUCAAAGCCCUGGAGGAAUGGCACAUCUUCUUGGAAGCCAUGCAUAAGCCAAUUCAAGUUUUCACCAACCACAGGAAUUUGGAAUACUGGAUGCAGGCACAGACAUUUAAUUGGAGGCAUGCCUGUUGGCGCGUAUUCUUGAGUGAUUUCAAUUUUGAAAUACACUACUGCCCAGGGAAACAGUUGGGAAAAUCAGAUGCCCUGUCCAGAAGGUCAGAUUACACAGACACACCCCAGGAACCAGAAAUCAUGCUCCCCUCAGAAGUAUUUGCCAACAUGUUGGAAGAAGAGCUUGAAAUCGUCACAGAAAUUUGCUCCAAAUUAAGGGAGGACCCUUCCCUCAAUGCCAUCAUCAGUUUCCUAACAGAAGAUGCAGACAAUGCCCCUCCCUCAAUUUGGAAAGCUCACAGGAAUUACAAUUGGGAGGAAGACCUUCUAUGGUACCGUGGAAAAUUGGUAGUCCCUGACUCAGAACCCCUCAAAGAACAACUACUGAAGGAAUUCCACAACUCACCUCUGGUGGGACAUCCAGGUCAACAGAGAACCCUCAAACUCCUGAGCUGGAAUUACUGGUGGCCAGGAAUGAAGUCCUCAGCCAAAGAAUGGGUUGAGUGUUGCCCCACCUGCCAGGCCAAUCAAUGUGCUCAUGCUCCCACCAUUGCUUUGAAACCCCUGGAAGUUCCCCUGUUCCCCUUCCAUACCAUCUCAUACAACUUCAUCACUGGUUUCCCUAAGUCACAAGGGUACAACGCCGUACUGGUGGUUAUAGAUUUGUUCUCUAAGCUUGGGCAUUUUAUCCCAACAACUAAGAAGGUAUCUGCAAAAGGGCUAGCAGAACUGUCAUGA
Rhizoctonia solani is the source of this 969-nucleotide messenger RNA. RefSeq names its product Retrotransposable element Tf2 protein. Gene Ontology annotation, molecular function: nucleic acid binding. The transcript has a single exon. NCBI's taxonomy places the organism in Eukaryota, Fungi, Basidiomycota, Agaricomycetes, Cantharellales, Ceratobasidiaceae. The record is from RefSeq and is a predicted model, not a curated record. Bases 1 to 969 code for a protein of 322 amino acids.